CGGCGUCAACUCUUAUAUUAUGUCUAUGGUUCUUUGCCCCGAACUGCAGCUGUCCGAGGUUAUGGUCAUCAAACAACAUUUCCCAUGAGCCUGUUGGUUGAUGACUUCACAAAACAGGAAGUAAACAUGAAGGAAAAUGUCAUCAAGUGGCUUCCCUGAGCCGUGACAGAUCGCACAGGUUGCAAACCUUUUCUCUUCUUUAAACAGUGAAGUGUAGCAGCAGGAAGCUGUCACAUCCCUUCUGGUGGUGCAGCUGAAGCGUUAGCAUGAUGCUAUGCAGCCUUAGCUGUUCUGCUGGUGUGCCGUUUCCCUGGCCUGCAUGAUCCCUGCUUCUCUCUGAACGUGCUCAGGGCCAUGGCUGAGGGGAUGGGACAGAGGAGCCUUAUGGGCUUCGGUGUGCUGCUGGCUUGGCUCUUGCUUUUCCACCUGUUGGUCAAUAUUUGGCUCCUAUGUGUGUUCACCAGCUUGCUGCUGGUGCUCGGAGGCUGGUUUGGCUCCCAGGCUAUCCUAGAGUCCAACAGCUUGGUUCACCUGGAGAGGUUCAUCAGUCUGGAACAGGUUCAGUCAUCUGCAGAGGAUGAAGAACAUUUGGACCAGGAGAUCCAUAACACAGUGAGAAAAAUAAUCAGAGACUUUGUCAUUUCAUGGUACUCGACUGUGUCCACAGAAAGUGGUUUUGAAUUAGAAGUUCAGGAAGCCAUGAUCUCUAUGGCCAUGAAGCUGAAACAGCGUGCCAAACACAUUGACAGAAAGGAGCUGAUGCAGAAGGUCCUGAACCUGGUGGGCAGCCACCUGCAGGACUACCUCACGGCCAAGGAGCUGGCCAAAGAGAAACAGCACAGUGAGGGCGAACAGUUAUGGAAAGGGUAUUCCUCUAUUGCCACUCCUCACAUUGCUACGAGUGACGAUUCAGCAGAAAUCAACUACGUCCGAGCCGUUGUGGCUCUUCUGCUGCAUGUUUUGGUGCCAUCACCUCAUUUAGAAACCAACACAGGACGAUUUGUUGUCGGAGAGCUUAUCACCUCUAAUGUCUUUCUCCCUCUAGUGGCUAAAUUGUCAGACCCUGACUGGUUAAACCUCCUGAUCAUAGAAAUCCUCUGUAAGUCCAGCACACAGCUGGACUCUGUCUCAUCCAAACUAGAGACUUGCAGCUUGCCAUUACCUGCUGCUGAAUCUGAGGCUCCAACUCUACAGUGUGUAACUCAGGUGAAUAGUGAGUCACUUCAACAAGGAGCAGAGACGGAGCUGACUGAUGACAUGGAAGCUGCUCUGCCUGAUCUCCAUGCCUACGAUGCAACUGACACAGAGGAGGUGAAGUUCCCCCAGACAUUCUCUGGAGAAGAGGAAGCUUCUCAACCCUUUUUAAGAUGCUACCUGAGAGGAAGAAAGUCCAACCCAUUUUACCAAGAAACUGACUCUGAACCUGACUCUCCUUUGGCGGACUACAAACCCACCUCCACUGAUUCUUUGCUCAUGAUAGGUCAAGUAGACACACUGUAUGACAGAUCCCAAAAUUACAUCUCAACUGCUGAGGACAACAAUAGUAUAGACUUGGAGGAGGUUUCCCCAAGUCCAGUGAACGGCUCCUAUCCUAAGGUCUUGUUGAAUUCAGUACUUGUGGACAGUCCUAACGACGGGUGCCUGUCAUCACUCAGGGACAUAGAGGUAACUUGCAGUACCAACAGCCUUCAGGAUCUGAAAAGAGAAAACAGUUCCCCUGCAGCAAGUCAAAGCAGAGAGCUUGUCUUGGGUGUAGAGCCGACUGGAUUGGGGAAUCCUAGCGAGCUGAUCAUGGCUAGUCCACUGCAGGGCUGUUCUCCCGUGUCGACGUUCAGUUUUGAGCCCCUUGGCAGUCCAGAAGGACCGGUCAUCAUCCAAAACCUCCGCAUCACUGGUACCAUCACAGCCAAAGAACAUCGCGGCACUGGCUCACACCCAUACACACUUUAUACCAUCAAAUAUGAGACGUCGGUGGGUUGUGAGAACCUGGAAAGCAUCCAAGCAGGCGCUGAGCUUAUAGAGUCGAUACACAUAGGCUCAGAGAAUCCAACCCCUAUCCAGCCUGUGGCAUAUCACAUGGUCAACAGAAGAUACAGUGAGUUCCUUAACCUGCAGACUCGACUUGAAGAAAAAUCAGAACUGCGGAAACUCAUCAAAGGUGUGAAAGGUCCAAAGAAAGUUUUUCCUGACAUGCCAUUUGGAAACAUGGACAGUGACAAGAUUGAGGCAAGGAAAGGACUUCUUGAAACCUUCUUAAAGCAACUGUGUUCCAUCUUCGAAAUAGCCAACAGUGAAGAGAUGCAGGAGUUCCUUGCUCUCAACACAGAUGCUAGGAUUGCCUUUGUGAAGAAACCGUUCAUUGUGUCUCGCAUAGACAAGAUUGUGGUGAAUGCUAUUGUAGGCACCCUGAAGACGGCAUUCCCUCACUCUGAACCUCAGAGCCCCACAGAGGACACCGAGUCCGAGGUGGAUGGAGGGAAGAUGGGUACAGACAAGAAGAACCGCUCACGUCUCAAACUCUCCAGCAAAGGCGUCCCCUUCAUGAAUGGCUCAGAAAUUAGGCCUCCUGUGUCGUUUGUUUGGGACCAAACCAGCACAGUGUUUAAUGGCAUGACUCUGGUGGAUUUACAAGCCUUCAUUACUGAGGAGGAAAAGUUAUCGCUGAAGGAGGCAGAGAUGGAAGGAGGUCCAGUGUUGGGGCAGUGGGCAGGCUGCCGGGGUCAUGGUGUGAGAGCAAAGCAGUGUAAGGAACACGCGUUUUGUACCUGUGGCACAUCUAAAAACUGCAGGACAGCGGCCCUGGAGGACUGGAGCUCGACACCCCAGGCUCAAGACUCAGCAGGUGAAAUGUCCCAGGCCAAGGUGGCUCUGAACAUCCUGUGUCUUCUGAUGAAGGAGCAGUGGAGCUGGCUAUGUUCAAAAAACAUCCAGAGGACURUCAGGCUGCUGUUUGGAACCCUCAUUAACAGAUGGCUUGACGUGAGUGUAGCCAACCUGACGUGCACCAAGUACUGGGUGGUGUACCUGCAGGUAAUCCAGGAGGCAGUGUGGCCGGGAGGUGCGCUGCCAGCCGCCCCACCACCUCAUCGCACCCAGCAGCAGAAAGACAGCAGCAAGCAGCAAGCCUUAGAUGGUCUGAUGAAACUUCUGCCAGAUCUGAUCUCAGAUAUGCUGGGUUCUGAUAAGUACAGGCUGAGCUGGCGGACUGCUCUGGAUUCUUUUCAAGACCCCAACAUUAACAGACACCUGGUCUACUGUAUAUUUGAUCUUCUAUUGGACUUCCUGGUUCCUGAAUUACCAGAGGAAGAUUUCCAGAGAAGCCUCCUGCAGACUCUCGCUAAGAACCCAGAAAAGAUGCUGGCAUGAGAAGAGAACUCAAAUGCAGCUCGAUUAUUUUUCUUUCCUUCAGCCUAAUUGGUCUGGUGGUGAAAAGCGAGGGGAAUGUUCCUGUUCCAUUGAUGUCGGGUCAUGAGUGGGACAGUUGUUGUUUCUGAUUAUGUUUACCUUCUUCUGUGCACAUUUUAAACUCCUUGGAUCACUUUGGUGACAUUCUAAGGUAACAUAGAUACAUUAGUUACUGAAGUUAUUUAACAGUGAUACAUGCACACUGAAUUUCAAUCUGCUGUUGAUUGUGAACCACAACCGGUUUGUGUUUGAUCCCAGAGACCGGCGUAUCUUUUGUUCUGAUCCGAACAUGUGGUAAAACCUCACCCCAUCUCCAAAUCUGGCUUCUUCCUUCCUGCGUAAUUUGCCACCCUUAGCAUGGUGGAAGGCUAACAUCUAGACGACAGGACUCUGGGUUCCUUAUUUAACACAAUUGGAUAUGAACUGAAACACAACGCUGUAGUAGUAGAUUCACAGUUCUACAAUUGCCCAUUGAUGAGUUUGUCAUUGUUUUGUCAGGUGAAAAGAUACCUGUGAAACUGCACAGCAUUUCCAUCUGUUGAGUCAUGCUGGCUGUAUUGGUCCACAUCAACAGCCUUUGCAACAUGUUUCACUGCCAUCUUUUCUUCUUUUUUUUAAAGAAAGCUGAAUGGUCUGUUAGAGUCCGAUAAGAAAAGCUGUGAAACCUUUGGUUUACCAGCAUGUGGUGUUAAUGUCUACAGUAUAUACAGAAAAAAGAACAGAAAAAAGGAAAAAGAUUCCUACCCUAGAAUUGCUAAAGCAGUACUUAAUUAGGCUCUGUGUUCCUAAAUAUUUGGGUUACUGUGGACAGGGCCCACAGUAAGAUUGACAGCAGUCAAUGUUGCAGACUGCUGUAACAUUGUUCAACUGGAAAACUGAAUGGCCCCUUGUUAAAGAAAUGCUCAUAUCUGCUACUUUAUAGUUGCAUGAACAGAAACAUUUUCAAUUUUUCAGUAAUUUAAAAUGGUUGCAAUCAGCAGUUAGGUCCUUCUCUCUCUUUUUUUAUAAAAUGACUACGAUAUGUCGUUUUUCUACUACAGGUGAUGGAAGAUGUUUCAGAAAAAAACUUAAUGGAACCUAAUGGCAGAAGAUCCAAUCUAUUCCUUUAAGGGUCAUGAUGCAACCUUAUUAAUACAGUUGAAGGUUUUGCACUUUGAAAUGAUUGCCUUAGCAGUUGAUGGCAUUUAUUAGUGACAAAGUACAGAAACUUUUUUCUCCAAAUAAUAUAAUUAUGUUUGUUACAACACACAUUAUUACUAUUAUUAUGUGUGACAGGUGGAACUUCAAUGAGUCAGCAGCUCGUUUUCUUCCCUCAAAACGUCAUGAGCUAGUGAUAGAUGUUACAGAUCUAAUAUCAUUCUGGUGUUCUGCACUCAUUCAGUUGUCUUCAUUUUGCCUUUAAUUAAUUUUUUUCUUUGUAAUUAUUAUUUGGUGUAUUCAUGUACCUGUUUAUUUGAUGCAGUAUAUUAAUUAAGCUAGUCUUGACUUCCGUCCAUAAGAUGUGACAAUGCUAACAUAUAAACUCUUUCUGACAAUUUAGUUUAGAUUUAUCUUCUCUGUUAGCUUGACAAUAAAUAAAUACAUAAAAAAAUUCACUAACUUGUUUUUAGGUAAAAAGCCAAAAAAAAAAAAAAAAGGUUCUAAGCAACCAGUGCCUGACAGUUGUGGAUUUCUCUUUUGGUAUCUUUAUUUUAUAUACCGUAUUUUCCUCACUAUAAGGUGCAUCUUCAUUAAAUGGCCUAUUUUAAAACUUUUUUCAUAUAUAAGGUGCAUAGAAUAGACGCUACAGUUUCCACCCGUCCCGUAUUGAACCUGAACGGGACGUGAUUUGUUCCGUACUCUACAAAUGUGGAUGUAUAAUAUUAAAGAAAUGGGCCCCCAGUACUUUAUGUAGUAGUCUGCCCCAGUCAUUGUUUCACUCAUGGUGUUGGUGUUGCCAUAUUGUGCCCAACUGCUUUCUGGGUAACACAGACCAACCGACACGCUGCCACCGCAGUCUCCGUGUCCCCCGCCCCGAAUAUUGGUCCAUAUAUAAGGCACACUGCAUUAUAAGGCGCACUGGUUUUUAGGUGCGUCUUAUAGUGCAGAAAAUACGGUAAAUAGAUUCCUUUUAACUAAUAAGCUAACAGCAGAGUAGGACCAAGAAGAAAGCCAUUUUCUACUGUCCUAAACCAAUUCUAGUGCAAGACAUUUUCACUACAUUGUUGUAGCAUCCAUUUCACGGUCCAUGUUUUGCAUGGUAAAGUCAUUAUGGAUUGUGUUUUCUUUUUUGUACUAAACAAUAAACUCUUGAGGUUUUUAGUGGUCUAAUGCAAGUCUGGCAGUGGUUAAGAUGUUUUUAAACCGCAUUGCAUGAACUGCUACAAAAUUGUCACAGUUUUAGGAUCGUAGAAAUCUGCUUUGGUUUAGAGCAUGGUCUAGCUGUUAGACCUUAGAAGGGUUCUCUGCUUCAAGUGAGAUGUUGACUCCAUGUAACCUCUCAACAAAACCCCACUUUAUAAAAAUAUCUGGGCUGUGUUAGGCAGUUAGUUGUAUGUGAGGGAAGGGUCAGUUUUAUUCUGUUACCAGAUGAAAGCUUACAGGAUGCAUGUGAAUUUAUUUGGAAACCAUAUUUUAUGAAGAUUUGUUUAAAAUUAGAUACAAUUUUAAAUUAAAGAAAAUAAAAGAAUGUAUCUUCUAAUUCUGAUUUCCUAUAAUACAUUAAUAAACAAUGAAUUACCAAUAUAUGGCCAGUGAAAAUUGUAUUCGCUGUAAUGUACAUAUUGUAGACGGUCACUCAUUUGGUCAGGGCCGUGCGGACACCUUUGGAAGACCAAGGGCUCACAGUUAUAAAGGGCACAUUGAACAAGAUCUUAAGACAUCAUACAUCGUAACAACAACCCAUAUUAGUCUAAAAGCUUAGUCGAUUACUGUAACAGUGUCUUCAUAGGUCAGCCUAAAAAAUCUUAGAGGUCUACUGAAGAUCUAGGGCCCGAUAAGUAUAAGUAUUGUAACACAAACCAUUUAUUUAAAUUUUUACCGUUUGUUUAUUGAGUAUGACAAUGCUAUUCAAUUUUAUUUAAUGGUUACAGCAGAAAUAAAAAUAAAUAAAUUGCACAUUUCGGAUUUAAUUAACAAGCUUUGUAAAAGUGCAAAGAAUCUUCUUGAUAGUUUGAUUAUGUUACCAUGGCUACAAUCUGAUGCUAUCUGUAAGCUUAGUGUUUGAGCUGGGUUUGUUCAAAAAUACAUCACARUAAAUAAAAGCCAAUAAUCAGUGAUUGAUUUUAAGCUCAGCCAAUUACCCUGGCCCCCUUCUCUCAGACUUCACUAAAUCAAUAUUUAAACAGUGAUGUUGACUUUGUUAGUAGGAAGAACAGCGGCCAUUUUGUUUGUUCAGGCUUUAUGGGGUGAAUUUUAUGCAAAUUGUCAGCAGCAGUGUGAACCGCCUGGGUGUCGCGUUAUGUUAAGGUGCAGCAGAAAGCGAACAGUCAACAGGUGGUACUGGGGCUUUGAGGUGCGUCGUGGUACCGUUUCCUUACAUCAGGAUAUCUGGUUCUGAUCUAGAUAUUCUGGAUCAGAACCAGGAUAUCUCAGGCUGCAUCUAGUCCAGCAUGGGCCCCCUGGUAAAGUUAAAGUCAGACGUUUUCUCUGCAGCUGAAGAAUUUCUGUGUUUGAAGGCGAGAAGGGUUUUUCCCACUAUUUCCCUCCAGCAAUCCCCCCACCCCAUUCUGCACGUGCCUGCAUUUGGUGUAAGGCACUAGGUUUGUAGACAUUCAAUGAAUUUCUUAAUAUCUUUCUUAAAGACAAUAACGGGAGCAGUUGCUUGCCAAAUUAAAUUUAUGAUGUUCCACAUAAAAAUAGAGUUUUUUUUGAGGAAGGGUUCAGAUUCACAACAUCAUAAAUCUAGUUUUUGCUCUCAUCCUGGGAACAAUCACACACCUUAGUUAGACCUAUAAAGUUCAUUAUUUGUCACUGUACUUUACAAGAGAUCAGUAAAGUACAGUUUGCUUGUACAGUCCGGGGGGAUUCUGUAAUAUUAUAACUGAUUAGUUUCUCAUAAACAGCUAUAGAGAUGCUACAGGUCCGCUGUCCUGCUGACUCCUGACAUGUUGGCCACUUCUUUGGAUUCCAUAUCUUGUGUUUCUCUGCUCUACAAUUAGUGGAUGUGUAAACAUUUUCUGGUGUCUGCAUAAUAAAGUUACCAAAGCAUGAGGUUUUAAAUCUUGA
Poecilia reticulata (guppy) is the source of this 7611-nucleotide messenger RNA. RefSeq names its product sorting nexin 19b (gene snx19b). The record is from RefSeq and is a predicted model, not a curated record. NCBI's taxonomy places the organism in Eukaryota, Metazoa, Chordata, Actinopteri, Cyprinodontiformes, Poeciliidae. Gene Ontology annotation, molecular function: phosphatidylinositol binding. Gene Ontology annotation, cellular component: intracellular membrane-bounded organelle.